UUUUUAUAAAAAGAGAAAAGAGAAAUGUUUUUCACGACCUUUGAAUUCCACUCCAGUUGCCCACAACACAAACAGACAGCUCUCCCAUCACUACCUCCACCACCACCCAGUAGAUAUUUUAUUUAUUUAUACAUUCUGAAUUGUAUAAAUAAAUCCCAUCUCAUUUUGGUCCAUUUGGAAACGCAAAACAAAAAGAAAAGAAAAUAGAAAGAAGAAGAAAAGAUUAUUAGAGCUCUCAGACUCAGACCCAGACUCAGAGAUGCAAAGAUAAAGCAAAGAGAAAACAGAGCAUCUCCAUCUUCUUCUACUCGGCCAAGUACCCUGUUUUUGUAAGACAGGGUCCUCUGAGUCUGCCUAAAACCACUGCUAAUAAGGCAAAACUCAAAACCCAAAAACCCAAAAAAGAAAAAAGAAAAAAAGAAAAAACGGGGGAAUUGUGUCGGUGAAUUUGGAUUUAUUUUGGGAUUAAAUUUUUUGUUUGCUUUUGUUGGGUUUCAGAGACGUGGAGGCUUACCCAGAUGGCAAGCUUAGUGGCCAAGUAGCAUGCAAACCCUCUACCCCCCAAAAAGCAGCCCACUCGUUUUGCAUUCUCACACCCACAAAAACCCAAACACCAAACCCCACAACAAUUGAAGAACCAAAAGAAGAUGGACGGUGGAGGAGGUGCGGCAGAAACUAAUAGGAAGCGAGGGGUUGAGAACGACAAGCCGUACAAGGGGAUAAGGAUGAGGAAGUGGGGCAAGUGGGUGGCUGAGAUUCGAGAACCCAACAAGCGCUCCAGAAUUUGGCUCGGCUCCUACUCCACCCCCAUCGCCGCCGCUCGGGCCUACGACACGGCCGUUUUUUACCUGCGGGGCCCGUCGGCGCGCCUCAAUUUUCCCGAGGCUCUGCCGGUCGAAGGCGGCGGCGUAGGCUGCGGAUGCGGCGAUAUGUCGGCGGCUUUGAUACGCAAGCGGGCCACCGAGGUCGGCGCCCGAGUCGACGCCGUCGAGACGGCUAUGCGCCACCACCGUGGUGGCACCGCGGCGCCAAACGGAGGUGCCGCUGAGAUUAAGCCCUGCGUGGGUGGAUUCGUGGAUCGGGUCGACCUGAAUAAGAUGCCCGACCCGGAGAAUUCGGACGGUGACUGCGAGUGGGAGACGAAUUAGUGAGAGAGAGAGAGAGAGAGAGAGAUAGAGAGACUAUGUUAAUCUUCAUCUCUUUGUUUCUGAAAUUGAGGGGUGGCUUUGCUAACAUGCGCAGGGGAGGUAUGUGACGGCUGAAGCAAUGAUGAAGCUUUCGUCCUGGUCCUGGAUUAGAGAAUUAGAAUUAGCCUACUGUAUCCGUUUUUUUCCUAUCCUUUUUCUUUUCUUUUCUUUUUUGUUCAGAAAGAUUUUUGCAUUUUGAUGGAGAAAUUUUGGCCCUUACGAAAACGUGAUAUAAGAUGUAAAUUAUGCUAGAAAAUUAGCUAAUUUUCCCCUUUUGCUGUGUAUUUAUUCCUUUGUUUUAAUUUUAAUUUGUUCCUCCUAGUUGGAACUUGGUGGGUGAGA
This is a messenger RNA of Prunus persica (peach), 1529 nucleotides long. Its product is annotated as ethylene-responsive transcription factor ERF011. Gene Ontology annotation, biological process: regulation of DNA-templated transcription. Lineage: Eukaryota; Viridiplantae; Streptophyta; Magnoliopsida; Rosales; Rosaceae. The transcript has a single exon. Gene Ontology annotation, molecular function: DNA binding; DNA-binding transcription factor activity. The record is from RefSeq and is a predicted model, not a curated record. Bases 648 to 1148 code for a protein of 166 amino acids.